Molecule: messenger RNA, 792 nt
Organism: Fusarium musae
Lineage: Eukaryota; Fungi; Ascomycota; Sordariomycetes; Hypocreales; Nectriaceae
Exons: 2
Coding region: 1-792 (263 amino acids)
Source: RefSeq, a predicted model, not a curated record
AUGACAGCUGCUGCCUCCAAGGCUCGCCUCACUUGCACCUGCUCAGAGUUCGCAAGAAUCAGGGCAGAGAGAGAGAGAGGAAAGAGGCCCAAGAAAGUCAAGAUUUCUUCCCUCCAACAAACUCUCAACAAGACACCAUCAUCACUCAUCUUAACACUACAAACCAUCAACAUCAUUCAGCAGCAUUCAGCACUCAUCGUGAAUAUGAAUAAUGAAAAAGUGGAGUGGAGUCGGUGGACUACUUUGUCAGACGACGACGACGACGGUGUCGAAGCCGAGAAGCCUGCCAAACGUCCACGGACAAAUGAAAACGCGCAAAACCCGACAGACCCCGACCCCGAUGUCCCAGAUGAAGAGCCCUCCGAGGAUUUACAUGAUGAGGAACCGCCAGAGGCAGAGAUUCCGGGGACAGAAGACACUAUAAGCGACCCAGGAGACCCUGAUACAAAUUUCACGACCGAGGAGGAGCCUGUAGGGAAUGCACCUGACCCGUCACAGGCGGAGAGUUCAGAGGGGGAAGACACUAUAAGCGAUCCAGGAGACCCUGAUACAAAUGUCACGACCGAGGAGGAGCCUGUAGGGAAUGCACCUGACCCGUCACAGGCGGAGAGUCCAGAGGGGGAAGACACUAUAAGCGAUCCGGGAGACCCUGAUACGAGUGCAACAAUCGAGGAGGAGCCUAUCGAAAAUGCACCUGGUCCUAGCUCAUCACAGGCAGCCCAGAACACUGGGAGUGGCCAGGGUAGCAGAGAAGGAAAGGGCAGUGUACCGGUGGCUGUAGCCGGGAGAUGA